Cyprinodon variegatus (sheepshead minnow) is the source of this 2999-nucleotide messenger RNA. It is a transcript of the gene cpsf2, whose product is annotated as cleavage and polyadenylation specific factor 2. Gene Ontology annotation, cellular component: mRNA cleavage and polyadenylation specificity factor complex. Gene Ontology annotation, molecular function: RNA binding. Gene Ontology annotation, biological process: mRNA 3'-end processing by stem-loop binding and cleavage. The transcript has 14 exons. NCBI's taxonomy places the organism in Eukaryota, Metazoa, Chordata, Actinopteri, Cyprinodontiformes, Cyprinodontidae. The coding region runs from base 345 to 2708 and encodes 787 amino acids. The record is from RefSeq and is a predicted model, not a curated record.
GACGUAGAAGCCAACAUGGCGGCAUCAAACCCGCUAUCGAAAAACUCUUGACGUUGUUUUAUUAAUAAACAAUAACUUUAAGGUUACUUUCUUCUCAUCUAGUGAGAAAUUAAUUUAGUGUAUGUUCUGUGAUUUUUGGAAUGUCCCCGGACUCAUAUUUAUUACCAACGCUAACGGGAGCUAGCAUGCUAAGUAGACGUUGCCUGGUAAUCGGCUAACAAACGUCACAGGCAAGCAAGGGGUCUUUGUUUUUCUAUUUUGUCCUAUUUAUUUAGGCAAAUCAACUAUUAAAGCAGGUUCUAUGAGGACGGGUUUGUGCUUUAGUCGAGAGAACUGAAGAGAAAAUGACAUCUAUCAUUAAACUGACCGCCGUAUCGGGGGUCCAGGAGGAAUCGGCCCUCUGUUAUCUGCUGCAGGUGGAUGAAUUUCGCUUCCUACUGGACUGUGGAUGGGACGAGAAUUUCUCAAUGGACAUUAUAGAUGCCAUGAAGCGAUAUGUUCACCAAGUCGAUGCAGUCCUGCUCUCGCACCCUGAUCCCAUUCACCUUGGAGCCCUUCCCUACGCUGUGGGCAAGCUUGGUCUGAACUGCACCAUCUAUGCCACCAUUCCAGUCUACAAAAUGGGUCAGAUGUUCAUGUAUGAUUUAUAUCAGUCAAGAAACAACAGUGAAGACUUCACACUUUUUACCCUUGAUGAUGUGGAUAGUGCUUUUGAUAAAAUCCAGCAGUUGAAAUACUCACAGAUUGUUAAUCUGAAAGGAAAGGGGCAUGGUCUUUCAAUUACCCCUCUCCCAGCUGGACACAUGAUUGGAGGUACUAUUUGGAAAAUCGUCAAGGACGGGGAGGAGGAAAUCGUAUACGCUGUGGACUUCAAUCACAAGAGAGAAAUCCACCUUAACGGCUGCACACUGGAGAGCAUUAGUCGUCCAUCUUUACUUAUUACAGAUUCCUUUAAUGCUGCUUAUGUACAGCCACGCCGCAAACAAAGAGACGAGCAACUGCUUACCAACGUGAUGGAGACCCUGCGUGGUAAUGGUAAUGUCCUUAUUGCUGUGGAUACGGCUGGUCGCGUGUUGGAGCUGGCGCAGCUCUUAGAUCAGAUUUGGAGGACAAAGGAUGCUGGACUGGGAGUUUACCCGCUGGCUCUGCUCAACAAUGUCAGCUACAACGUGGUGGAGUUCUCCAAAUCCCAGGUGGAGUGGAUGAGUGACAAACUCAUGAGGUGUUUUGAGGACAAAAGGAACAAUCCCUUCCAGUUCCGACACUUGAACCUUUGCCACAGCCUGGCAGACCUGGCCCGGGUACCCAGCCCUAAGGUGGUGCUUUGCAGCCAACCGGACCUCGAGUCGGGGUUCUCCAGGGAGCUCUUCACUAUGUGGUGCCAAAAUGCCAAAAAUUCCAUCAUCCUCACCUACCGCACCACCCCUGGAACCCUGGCCCGCUAUCUCAUCGACAAUCCUGGAGAAAAGAUGCUGGAUUUGGAGGUCAGAAAAAGAGUCAAACUGGAAGGGAAAGAGCUGGACGACUAUCUGGAAAAAGAAAAAAUUAAGAAAGAAGCAGCAAAAAAACUGGAGCAAGCAAAAGAGGUGGAUGUGGACUCGAGUGAUGAGAGUGACCUGGAAGAUGAUCUGGAUCAGCCAGCUGUGGUGAAAACCAAAAAUCACGACCUGAUGAUGAAGGGCGAGGGGAGCCGCAAAGGAAGCUUCUUCAAACAGGCCAAAAAGUCCUAUCCUAUGUUCCCGGUGCAUGAGGAGCGAAUCAAGUGGGACGAAUAUGGAGAAAUCAUUAGGGUUGAAGACUUUUUGGUUCCUGAACUGCAAGCCACAGAAGAGGAGAAGAGCAAGCUGGAAUCAGGGCUGACAAAUGGAGACGAACCCAUGGACCAGGAUCUGUCUGUUGUUCCCACAAAAUGUGUCUCAAGUGUUGAGACCUUUGAAAUAAGAGCAAAAGUGACGUACAUAGACUACGAAGGUCGCUCUGAUGGCGAUUCCAUUAAGAAGAUUAUUAACCAGAUGAAACCCAGACAGCUUGUGAUCGUUCAUGGGCCGCCUGAAGCAAGUCUGGACCUGGCUGAGUCCUGCAAGGCUUUCAGCAAAGAUAUCAAAGUUUACACACCCAAACUGCAGGAAACUGUGGACGCCACCAGCGAGACUCACAUCUACCAGGUGCGCCUGAAAGACUCGCUGGUGAGCUCGCUGCAGUUCUGCAAGGCCAAAGACACGGAGCUGGCCUGGAUCGAUGGGGUGCUGGACAUGCGCGUCGCGAAGGUGGAUACCGGCGUGAUGCUGGAGGAGGGUGUGAAAGAGGAGGAGGAAGACAGCGAGGUGCCAAUGGAUACCGCCCCCGAGCUUGGCAUCGACCAUAACGCCACGGCUGUGGCAGCUCAGCGCGCCAUGAAAAACCUGUUUGGAGAGGAUGAGAAGGAGAUCUCGGAGGAGAGCGAUGUCAUUCCCACACUGGAGCCGCUGCCGCCGACUGAGAUUUCAGGGCAUCAGUCGGUGUUCAUCAACGAGCCCAGGUUGUCUGACUUCAAGCAGGUUUUGCUGAGAGAAGGCAUCCAGGCUGAGUUUGUGGGAGGAGUUCUGGUAUGCAACAAUGUGGUGGCCGUUCGCAGGACGGAGCCUGGGCGCAUCGGUCUAGAAGGCUGCCUGUGUGAUGACUACUAUAAGAUCCGGGAGCUGCUUUAUCAGCAGUACGCUGUUGUAUAGCUGCAGAAGGCCCCAGAGAUGCAGAGCACACCACCUUUAACCCCAGACUGUAGAAGGACAUUAAAACUAUUGCAGUCUGCUCCACAGAUUGUUCCACCAUUGUUCCUGUAAAAUCUAUUGUAUAUUUUUCCUUUUAUACUUUAGUUCCAGAAUUUUAUUUGUUACCUUUUUGAAGUCAACCUUUGUGGACUUCUCUUUGUGAACAUGUUUGAAAUUGUCACAUUUCUAUAAACCCACCCUGUGGGGAGAUGUCCCCCCCUGUUUUGUUAGUAAAUAUAUUUUUCAUGCCAA